GGAAAACACCCAAAACUUUGUUUGGGAAGUACAAUCAAGAAAAAUGAUCUUCAAUAUGCGACCUUAAGUCACUGUUGGGGAGCCCCAGAGAAGAAAUAUCAAACACUAACGAAAUCAACCCUCAUAAAUUACCUGACGAAAAUAGAAAUGGAAGACCUUCCGAAGACAUUUCAUGACGCCAUUAAAGUUUGUGUCGGGUUGAAGAUUAGGUAUAUUUGGAUUGACUCACUCUGCAUCAUACAAGACGACAAAGAAGACUGGAGGAGAGAGUCUGUCACUAUGAUUGAUGUCUACGGUAGCUGUUUGCUGAAUAUUGCUGCAUCUAGCUCCAUUGAUGGUAGUCAAGGAUGCUUUUUUGAUAGGCAAGAUGCCCUGAGGUGUCGCAUCUCUUUUAAUCUCGAUAAAAAGAACGAUGCUAUGCAUGAUCUUAUACCAGAUACAAAGCAUCCACUAGAGAAUUCCAGCGUUUGUCCGGUAGAAGGUCGAGGCUGGACCUUACAGGAGCGCCUUCUCUCACCACGAACUGUGCAUUUUACUCGGGAAGAGGUGUUUUGGGAGUGCCAUGCCAAAUUUGUUUCGGAAAGCUCGCCUUUCCACUCUGAUAAAUUGGACUCUCAAAGAAAUAAAGAGAUUUCAACCAGGAAAUGGAAAAAGAUUAUUGAUAAUUACACUGGCCGCCAUUUAACUUACGAAGCGGAUAGACUAAUAGCACUAGGCGGAAUUGCGGCGAAAAUACAGCAACAGAAGAAAGAUGAAUAUUUUGCUGGAAUGUGGGGUAACAACUUAAUAUUGCAACUCUGUUGGCAGGUCUGUGAUAAAAAAGCAAGCCGAAGAAUCUCACCUCAACGAGCUCCAACAUGGUCCUGGGCAUCUGUAACAUCGCGGGUCAUAAGCGACGACAUUCAUUCGCCCUUCGGAAUUCGGUUAUCUAAAGUUUGGAAAGACGACAAACCAGCGACUGAACAUCAAUUCGGCGACAUGCCGAAUGUAGCACUAUGGCUAUCAUGUCCUCCACUUUUACCCGUCCAAGUUAUCAUGCCAAAUACCAUGGUCUUUCGGGAGAAAUUUACCUCGGAUCCUUUGUUUACAAUGGACUGUGUAGAAGAUACUAUACUUGUCAAUAUAAACAGUGACAGGUGCACUUUGUUCAUACUACAGAUUUCCGAUGGCGAUGGAUUAAUCUUGAAACGUAUUGAAGGGGCCCCAGGGGUUUAUGAAAGAAUAAGUUAUGUGCUGUCAUUCCCUUAUAGAAGUUUCGAUGUGCACGAUGAAAAGAAUCAUGCAGAAAAGAGUGCAUAUGUCCCGAAGGAGAAACACAAUUUUGACACCGAUGAGCAUGUCAUAUGUUUAGUUUAGUCAUCAACGAGGUCAUCGAUGACAUAUUAAGGAAAUAACUAAUGUUAGUCCGAGUAGUUUUAUUUUACUGAAAGCUCAAGUAGGCAACGAAUACAAGAUGGAUCAAUAGAAACCGGGCUGGUGAAGUCGAAAUCGAGGAUUAAGGAUAGGGUGUGAUCCCGAUAAUGAUUACAUAUCUCUUGCGAGCGGAAGUUUAUGAGACUUUUCUUUUACUUCGGGAAAGGAAUUUUGACUUGCUUUAUGCAGUGAUGCUAAGUGUCAACAUUAGACAUCGCGGAUAGCUCUUUUGGUGUUGGUGAUCUGGUAACUAAGAGCUUAUUUUCAUUUCAAGUAAAGUUCAAUGCAACGUUAUGAUACAGGACGAUUUUGGGUGAAAGUUGAAACUAGUCAGAUGUUCACAAAUGAAAUCUUCUUGAUUUAUAAGAAGUGUGCGUGUGAACUGAUAGACUAUAGGGGUGGAAAUCUCUA
This is a messenger RNA of Botrytis cinerea B05.10, 1824 nucleotides long. RefSeq lists its product as hypothetical. The transcript has a single exon. The record is from RefSeq and is a predicted model, not a curated record. Lineage: Eukaryota; Fungi; Ascomycota; Leotiomycetes; Helotiales; Sclerotiniaceae. Bases 148 to 1356 code for a protein of 402 amino acids.